AAAUGCACGAAAACGCACCGGCACACACUCACAGCAUCCUAACGGAUUUCAGAGAGAACAGACAGACAAUUCAGCCCGUGAAUGGGCUGUUGCUAAGGAAUUCACAUUAGGUUUCCCCCUUUCUACCCCGGCAAUAGGACACCAAGAGCUUAAACGAAAUAUAAAAAAAAUCAAGAAGAAACAAGAGUUCCUUAUCAUGUCUCUCUGAACUGUUGAAUAUCUGUCGUUUCAUCAGUGAGAAGACGAGCGGACCAGAAUAACGUGUGCAAACGCCAUUUAACAUCGGACAUCGGAGGCAAGUGGGCUUGUCAGACAGGCUUGCAUUUUUGAUAUGAAAUCCGACGUUGUGAUACAUGCUUUGGCGUAUCAGGGGGCAUCCAUAUUUCUGGGCAUCUAAUGUUUUUUUCACCAGAGGAGUGAUAUAGCCUGCUCUGACGUCUGCAUCAGAUAUUACCCACUGAUUUUUCAAUGUGCAUUUUCCCCUCAGUGACUUUGCACUGAUCUACAUCAUCAUCAACAGCAGCAACGGAAACAAGGGAAUGAACAUUUCUUUCAUCUUUUAAUAAACCCCUCUGCUUCGCUUCAGUCGACCAGCGAUUCCAGCUCAAACAAAUAUCUUUUAACAGUAUCACGUUGUGGAAUAGUCUGGCGCCAGAGCUGGAACCAUGCCUCUUCUGCAGAUUUGGACUGGGAAAUUUCAUCCACCAAUUUGAUCAUCAAGAGGCUGCUGCUCAGUCAUUCAUGUCAGUGCUUGUUGUUUUUUAAGAGGAAGAAUACUUAUCAUCACUUUUAAAAGUAUUGUCUAGGCUGCGUUUCAUUAGCAAGAUGUCUGAUCUUCUAGUGCUGGUGGAGGGGCUCUGUGACCUGCACGGAUUUCCAUAGCUGGGGAAAACAGCGGGGGCCAAUUACAAGAUUUUUUAAUUCGAGAACCCUAUUUUAAUGAAGACAUCGAAUGCGUAGAUGUAAGAUAGCUUAUUCGACAUUUUUAAAAGGCAGUUAUCUUUUGAUUGCCAGUUUUUACUUUGUGCAUUUUCGGGAGGACCACUGGACUGGUUGGAUUAUAGAAACUAUAUCUAAGGAUUAGUGGAAAUGUUGGGUCGUCAAGAAGAUAAAUUAUGUGGAAUUUUCUCUGCUCUGGCGGCUUUGUCCUUCGUAUGCUUUGCUCAAAGCUCCUCCACUGGAAGCACUGGAAUGUCUGUGGCCAAGACCACCGUGGACAAGUUGCUGAAGGGAUAUGACAUUCGUUUAAGGCCUGAUUUUGGAGGUCCUCCAGUCAUCGUAGAAAUGAGCAUCAACAUAGCAAGCAUCGACUCUAUCUCUGAAGUAAACAUGGACUACACCAUCACAAUGUAUUUCCAGCAGAGCUGGCGAGAUAAGCGUUUGGCCUAUGGUGAGCUCAGCCUGAACCUGACACUGGACAACCGUGUUGCAGACCAGCUUUGGCUCCCUGACACCUACUUUCUUAAUGACAAGAAGUCCUUUCUUCAUGGUGUGACAGUAAAAAACCGUAUGAUCAGACUGCAUCCUGAUGGCACUGUCUUAUAUGGGCUGAGAAUAACCACCACUGCUGCUUGCAUGAUGGACCUGAGAAGGUACCCUCUUGAUGAACAGAACUGCACCCUAGAAAUUGAAAGCUAUGGCUACACUACAGAUGAUAUCGUAUUCUUCUGGCAAGGAGGAGACAAUGCUGUGACGGGAGUUGACAAGUUAGAGUUACCUCAGUUCUCUAUUGUGGACAUCCGCUUGGUGUCGAGGGAGGUCCGGUUUACUACUGGUUCAUAUCCAAGACUUUCACUGAGUUUCAGGAUUAAGAGGAACAUUGGAUAUUUCAUCCUGCAGACAUAUAUGCCCUCCAUCCUGAUCACCAUCCUCUCCUGGGUAUCCUUCUGGAUCAAUUAUGAUGCCUCUGCAGCUCGGGUGGCCCUGGGUGUGACAACGGUGCUCACCAUGACAACAAUUAACACCCACCUUAGGGAGACUCUCCCAAAGAUUCCGUAUGUGAAAGCCAUCGACGUCUACCUCAUGGGCUGUUUUGUGUUUGUGUUCCUGGCCCUGCUUGAAUAUGCCUUUGUAAAUUAUGUGUUCUUUGGCCGGGGCCCUGCGCAACAGAAAAAAAUCAAUGAGAGGCUGAACAAAGCCAACAACGAGCGCACAAGAUAUGAAGAGAAGCGCCUGAGGGAACAGGACUCCAUUUCCGUGCCGUUUCAAACCAACACCUUCAGGUCAUUUACACAGCGAAGAAAUCUGUAUCUCGAGGAACAAAGAAAAGUUGGGGUGGAUGCUUAUGGAAAUAUCCUCCUCACCACGCUGGAGAUGAACAACGAAGUGAUGCCUUCUGACGUGGGGAGCAGCGUAAGUGACUCUCGGAAUUCAGUCAUGUCCUUCGACAGCUCCGGGGUCCAAUUCAGGAAGCCCAUGGCGCCUAGAGAUGGCUUCAGCCACCACUCGCUGGAUCGGAGCGCCAUGCGAAGCCGGGCCAACUGUCGGCUACGACGACGCUCCUCUAAGCUGAAGUUGAAAAUCCCAAACCUUUCAGAUGUUAGCACCAUUGACAAGUGGUCCCGGGUCAUUUUCCCUAUCACCUUUGGAUUUUUCAACCUAAUCUACUGGUUGUACUAUGUGAAUUGAUGUGCAUCCCACUAGGAAUCAUGGGCCAUAUUUUGAGAGCACAUUAAAUUGGCUUUGAUACAGUUCAAAAAUAUGUAUACACAUAUACAAGUUGAACAUAUGUAUAUGCAUAUUUCUAUAUACUAUAUUUAUAUAUACACGUGUGAAAUCUGAAGGACAUUUCUGCUGUAAAAAGUAUUAAUAGGAUGACUUGAAUGUUUAAGAAUAAUUGUGAUAGAAGAAUUUCAAGGCUUUGAGUUUCUUUUUCCUCCUGAAACAAACAAACAAACAAACACGAGCUCCCACCAGGGGUUUUUGGAACUAAAGACUGCAUGAUAUUUUUGCUAAAAAACAAAACAAAACAUAACAAAUUAAAAAAAAAAAGAAAGUUAAAGCUCUUGAGAAAGAAAAGAUGUCUCAGAGUCCCACUGACUUUUUAUUGCUACUAUUGUUAUCAGAAUCCUCUACUGCAGCUCAUGAAAUCAGUGGUGGCUUGUUUGUUCAGGCAUCAGCUGAGUGAGAUCCUUGACACCCCCUCCCCCCUCACCCAGCCCCUGCUCUCCUCACCCAACCAAUGCUCUUACAAACCCUCCCAUCACCCAUGGAUAACAUGCACGGAAAUCUCCGGUUCUACUAUGUACAGCAACCUUGUUUGGAUUAUGUGUUGUUCCUUGGGGUUUUUGAAGUGAUAUUGUUCUCUUUAUCAGACAUCAGCUCUGGCCUAAUGGUCCCCAUUAGAGGAGCUGUAUAGAUGGGAUGCUUGACUGCCGCAUUCUUGCCCAGAGUCAAUGCAAACUUGUAUUCCUUUCUCUUCUCAUGUUAUUUUUAGAAAAAAAAAACAUCCUGGGGUAGGGAGGGGGUCUUUUUCAUUAUGGUUAAAAACAAAUGCUGAUUGUUGUAGAUAUGAUUUUGUCUUGAAAAAUACUGUGAUUUCAGAAAGUGUCAGAACAUGUUCUAGAGCUAGGGCAUUAUGCGAUAAAAGAGUCAAAAGGUAUGCAUUACUCAUUUUGAUUGAAAAAAAACAUUCUAUACAUUUUGUCAUUCAGUAUUCUCAUGAAAGUAUACUUGUACUGUUUCUUUCCUCCAAUUGAGUGAUUCACAUGCUCUUUAGAUGCAGAGUUCAUUGAUGUCAUAUACUGCUUUGUGUUUUCUAAAGAAAAUAGGGGAUCGCUUUUGUGAUUUGGCUGAAAUUGUUCCCCAGUGAAGAUGUGAGAACAUGUGUAUUCAAAAGAGUCAACAUGUCUACCCACAGUUUGACCUGCUGCCAUUUAGUAUCAAGUAUUCCUUUAUUUGUUGAGCAUUUCUUCAGUGUGGGAGUUGCAGUUUCUGAAGGCAGGAUUAUUUGAUUAGGAUAGUAAUGGUCAGCCCGAGGGAGAAAGGAUUCAGUAUUUCACCCUCAGACUCAAUCAGUGUCAUACCAUAAAUGCUCCAAACACCAAGGAUCAGAAACAUCAGCUUAAUCAGGAAUCACACAAUGAUCCUUGGGGAGAAAAGGGUUUGGUAAAUAGCCAUGAAGUAAAAUGACACCCAAAAGGCCUAUAAUCCAUAUCACUUUGUUUUGCUAAAACACACACAUACACUACAUCCCCAAAGGGAAAACCCUGCUUUUUUUCUUUUUUUGGGAUAUCACACUAUUUAUAGGUUUCAGCAUCCAAAUCAAGUUAGUUUAGUGCAACCACCAAAAAAGGUUAAAAUGAUAACCUUUAGAAAUUAGAGCAUCAGAUGGCUGAGACAGACAGUGGAUAUUGGUGAGAAGAUAGGAAUGAGCAAAAAACAAAAUUAACAAAAUAUCCUCCCUUGCCUGUUUAGUUUUAGCUGAAGUGCAGAUCAGCAUCUUUCUCCAUGUCAUCUUCAUUUUAGGCACUAACAGGUUCUACCAGGACCAACAAGCUCUGAGCAGAACCUAUAACCAGAUCCACCACAGGGUCCCUUAUCAGGAAAGAGAUUGGCUCAUUAGAAUAGGAGCACAGUGUGGCCCUGAGAAAUAAAAAAGAGCAGUAAAAUUGUCAUAUACUAUAUACAAACACACAGGGAAAGGAGGAAGAUGAAAGGGCUGCAGAGUAACAAGAUGAAGAUGGCAAAGCAUCAGCUGAUUAUCAGAAAUAUCCACUCCUCUCUGGAGUGUAGGGUUGUAUGCAUAAGAUGUCUUCAAAAGGGAAGACUGAUGAGAAACCAGUUUGUAUCAGUAAGUCCAAAUGAAGUUUGUACGGUGACAUGGCUUGAGUUUAGUGUUUCCUUUGGUUUGGAUCUUAUGCAUCACUGACAUAUACUGUAGAAGCAAUUUGGGGGGUGGGGGGGGGUUACCUUUAAAUAUCCAGUAAUCCAUAAAAAUAUAAAGAAAGAUAGUGAGAAUAACGGAAAGACACACUGAGCUGAGUGUUACGUUUGUGUCUGCAGUGAACAAUCACUAUUUAAGGAUACAUGUUAAAUGUGAAAUUAGCAGCAACUAUUUUGAGGUUCUAGGUUAAAAUUUUACCAUCUCCAUUCUGAUGCAGGGUCUGUUGUGUUACAUUUUCAGUAUUAUACUCUUAAGUGGCUAGUAAGCUGAUUUACUGCAUGUGAAUGCAUAUAUUCAGACUUUUUCAAUAGUUACCAAAUGGGAGAUUGAAAUGCAAUGAACUGGAAACAGUAGCAUUAGUUGUUUCAACAUGCAGUCAUUUACACCUUGGUUAAGUAUCCGUACCAAUUUUAAAAGAGUAGCCUACCCCACCAGUUUAGCAUUACACUCCUAUAGCAUUGUGACACUCACAGUGGAAAAAAAUAUCAAAAUUAAUGCUGCAGAAUCAGACAUAGUCUUCUUUUGUUCCAUUCAUUUGUUCUCUUUGUCAAAAUAUGGUGCCUUUAUUACCCACAAUGCAACUUGACCACCUAUAGUUCGGUCAGAGAUUCAGGUGUAUAAUGCCAGUAGUGGCUAAUGUAGCCUUGAGCUGCUAGACUCAAGCAGAGAGGAAAAGCAGGCUAUGGAGGUUUAGUUAGCCCUCUUCUUUCAGACUCCACUCCCAGAUUUUGUUUCCAUUUUCAAGUUUGUAGUCUUCAGAUCUAACUGAUGCUGACUCAAGUGACAUCACAUGAGGCAAUUUAUCAGAUCUUGGGCAACUCCUUUUGGAGCCAGAACAAGCAUGAUAAGCUGGUUUUUUGUCACAUAUGCAGUAGUACUUUCAGUAGUAUUAAAAUAGUAAAGAAAUAUAAAAUGAGAGGAAUAUUUAUUUAUUUGUUUUGCAUGUCAACAAUAAAGUCAAAAUGUUGAGAUAUGCUCCAUCUACGCAUUACCGACAGACAAACUCUGAUAUGUAAAAUCAGUGGAGUUCCCCUUUAACUCAUAUAUCAAUAUGGUAUGUAUGCUGCAAUUUUAGCUUAUAA
This is a messenger RNA of Monopterus albus (swamp eel), 5967 nucleotides long. RefSeq names its product gamma-aminobutyric acid type A receptor subunit beta4 (gene gabrb4). Gene Ontology annotation, cellular component: membrane. The record is from RefSeq and is a predicted model, not a curated record. The transcript is spliced from 10 exons. Gene Ontology annotation, biological process: monoatomic ion transmembrane transport. Bases 1090 to 2628 code for a protein of 512 amino acids. Gene Ontology annotation, molecular function: GABA-A receptor activity; extracellular ligand-gated monoatomic ion channel activity. NCBI's taxonomy places the organism in Eukaryota, Metazoa, Chordata, Actinopteri, Synbranchiformes, Synbranchidae.